Molecule: messenger RNA, 1810 nt
Organism: Mytilus californianus (California mussel)
Lineage: Eukaryota; Metazoa; Mollusca; Bivalvia; Mytilida; Mytilidae
Product: tryptophan 2,3-dioxygenase-like
Exons: 14
Coding region: 111-1448 (445 amino acids)
Molecular function (GO): L-tryptophan 2,3-dioxygenase activity; heme binding; metal ion binding
Source: RefSeq, a predicted model, not a curated record
AAUCAAUCAUGUGACCAUUUAAAGCUCGACUAAUAUUAUUUUAUUUUCGAAAUAAAUUUUAACCUUGUACCGGAUAACUGCCUGCAAGUGUGUUUCUCCGUUGAAUUAAAAUGGAACGGAAGGAGAAAGAACUAGAGAAAAAAUGUCCAAUAGCUACCAAUGGCAUUGAUUCUGGGGAUGAGGACGCAAUGGGAGGGUGUCCAAUGGGACAAAACGGACUAGAACGUAAAAUGAAUGGAAUGCCUGAUUCAUACAGCAAAUACUUACAGCUAGAGAAGUUGUUAAAAUGUCAGACAAUGUCUAGUUCUAUAGCAGGAAAGCCGGUUCACGACGAACACCUGUUUAUCAUCACUCACCAAGCAUAUGAACUAUGGUUUAAACAGAUUUUAUUCGAGGUAGAUUCUGUCAGGGAAAGUUUUAUGAUGCCAGUAUUGGAUGAAAAUCAGAUGCUGAAGAUUGUCAACCGACUGAGUAGGGUUGUACUCAUCUUAAAGUUAAUGGUUGACCAGUUUAUGAUUUUAGAAUCAAUGACGCCACUGGAUUUUUUGGAGUUCAGACAGUAUUUGUCUUCAGCCUCUGGAUUUCAAAGUCUACAGUUUAGAUUGAUGGAAAAUAAACUUGGAGUUAAGGAGGAAAAUCGAGUAAAGUAUAACCAGCAGCACUAUAUGAAAGUUUUUAACGAUGAAGAUUCAAAACAAAUGUUAGCAGACUCUAUUACAUCGCCUCCGUUACUUACUUUACUUGAGAAAUGGCUGGAACGGACUCCAGGAUUAACUGACCAUGAAAGGGCUGACUUUAACUUCUGGGAAAGAUACAAAACAGCAGUGUACCAGUGGAUUGAAAACGACUGGCAUACACCAUACAUGGAAGAGACAGAUCCGAAACAGAAAGAAAUCUUGCUUGCUGAAUACAACAAACAAAAGGACUCGUUUGAAUCUGUGUUUACAGCUGAAAAAUACAACGUCUAUGUAGAGAGAGGCGAAAGGAGAAUAAACCAUAAGGCAUUCCAGGGUGCACUGAUGAUAUCGUUGUAUCGAGAUGAACCCAGAUUCAACCAACCAUUCCAGAUGCUUACUCUGUUGAUGGACAUAGAUUCCCUCAUUACUAAAUGGCGCUAUAAUCACGUUAUGAUGGUUCAGCGCAUGAUCGGAAGUAAAAUAGGGACAGGUGGAUCUUCUGGUUACCAUUACUUACGGUCUACCAUCAGUGAUCGAUACAAAGUCUUUGUUGAUCUGUUUAAUUUAUCAACAUUCCUUAUUCCACGUCAAUACAUCCCACCACUAACAAGAAGUAUGAAGAGGACUCUCAGUACAGUGUCCACCUCACGUCUACCAGAAACGGACGAAUUAAGUGAUGUCACCGACCAGUUGGAUAAACAAACAUUAGGAUCGAGUCCUCGUCAGCUGACUGGAACAAGUCCACGUACUAGACCUGUAUUUUUCACCUAAUAGACCUAUUGCACGUAUUUUGAAAGUGAUCGCUUUUUGUAAAGAGAAUAAACAAAACACUUGAUAAGUCAAAAGUACACUCAUAUUUCAUGAUGUUUGUUAUUUGUUUAAUAUUUUAUGCCCAGGAGACUUGAUUGUUUUAGCCGAUACGGUUUUGUAAAAAGCAGUUCAAGUAAUUGGUUAUAUAUCUUCGAAAUAUUACAUCAAAGCCAAUGAAACAAUUUCAUUUUUGUAGAUACAAAAAAAAUUGAUAUGAUGAACAUUGUUCUAACAGCAAUGAAAUUGUGUAUUAUAUCUGUUACAUUAAAAUGUUAUGUAAAAAUUAUAUUGUUACGGUAAUAAAGUUUUUCAAAAAGAUGAAA